This is a messenger RNA of Brassica rapa (field mustard), 3469 nucleotides long. RefSeq lists its product as uncharacterized. The record is from RefSeq and is a predicted model, not a curated record. NCBI's taxonomy places the organism in Eukaryota, Viridiplantae, Streptophyta, Magnoliopsida, Brassicales, Brassicaceae.
AGCAAAACAUCCAAAAAGGGACGAGCAUGACUUCUGGCCGUGGGAGUGCUUGGACAUUGACUAGAAGCGAUUAUGGGAAGGAUGUGCAGAUGACAAAGGUUAAGGAGAUUGAUAGAGCACAAUGUAUAGAAACACACCGUAUAUUGAUGAAACACGAACCUCUUACUCGAACUCUAUUACAAGGGAGAUUAGAGAUACUCGCUGUAUCAGUUCAUGCUGAAGGUGACACAAGCAUGGAUCAUUACGAUGAGCAUGAUGAUAUGGCAUUGCAGACGAACAAGCCCUUGUUGCCUAUUGAUCCCGUCGUUGAACUUAGCAAGAAAAUGCAGAAGCAAGAGAUGGGUACAAAGAAAGAAGAAGGAACCAAGUGCAGCACUUGCCACACGUUCGUUGGGGAAGCUAAGCAAUACAGAGAGCAUUGUAAGAGUGAUUGGCACAAACACAACUUGAAGCGUAAGACUCGUAAACUGCCUCCUCUUACUGCUGCUGAAGAAUGCAUGGGUGAGAUUGAUAUGGACGACUCUAAAGCAGAUUUGAAAGACUACUCUUUCUGAAAUUUACUGAUUUUAAAUUUAGUGUCUUCUUUGUUGAUGUUAAAUGCAAUAUCUUGUAGUCGUAUCAAUGUUUUUGCCGGAAGAACAAGAAGCAGCUUUGAAACAACUAAGAAAGAAUCUCAAGUUCAAGGCUAAACCUGUCCCCAACUUCUACUACUACGAGGCGCCUCCAGCGAAACCUGAGCUCAAGAAGUAUAUUUAGAAACACAACUCGUAUAUAUUUGCUUAGCUUAGAGCUCAGCAUUGUUCUUUCUUGUGACUUAAGUAGCAUGUUGUGUAACUUUCUAGCUUCCUUUGAUCCGUCCCAAGUCGCCAAACUCAUUCUUUCUCGGAGAAAAAGCUUCAGCGAUGCAGUCCGCGAAGAGGUUCCGAAGACAGCUUCCAACCGGAACCGACACAGCACCGGAACAGUUCAGAACAAGAACACAAUUGCUGUGCAUGACAGCCCUCGUUUCAGAUCUGGCAAGGGUAAAAAUGGACUGAAACCAGUCAACGAGUGAGGCUUGAAAUGACGAUGAUUGAUCCUUUGUUGUUGGUCUGUGUUAUACUCUCAGUCUAACUUUGAUCUCAUCGGGGAAAAAUUUAAAAUCAAAACAAAGACUCUUUUUUGUUUUUUUAUAUCUCAACGGUAACAUAUGUUGAAUUUCCUUUUUUUACCAAAAAAACAAAAAAAGAAAUAUUGACACGUGGACUUUCUUUAUAAACAAGCAUGUUACUACUAAAAUUGCAAGGCGGCAGAUAAGUUGCGGUGAUCUUCUCCAACAUUUAACAAUGAUCAAUUUCUUUCUUUAAUCACUCUGUUCUUCUUCCUUUCUCCAACCUCUCAAAUUCAAAAACCAUGAUUUUACCUAGAAACCUCGAUCUAUCUACAUGGCGAUUCCCAGAAGAACACAAGGACGUCAAACCCUAAUUUCAAGAAACAGCAGAGUUUCUCCAAGUAUGGUGAUGGUCGUUCUUCAAAAACUUAUCCUUCUUACAAGAAGAACAGGUUACGUUCACCGCGGUUCUCCGACGAUCCCCAGAAGAACACAAAGACGUCAAACUCUAAUUUCAAGAAACAUGUUACGUUCACCACGCGGUUCUCCGACGAUGCCCAUGUGGUGAUUAUCUGCGGCGCUGUGACUGAAGUCCUCAGAUUUUGGUACGGUUUUGUCUAUUUCUGGGUUCCUGCAGAAACACCUUCUCGAUUGUUUUCUAAUCUCAAUUAGGGUUUUGGGUGUUGACAAAGUUGUGAUUUUCAAUUGUUUUUGCUCUUGCAAUUUCACUUCACUUCCGUAGAUUCUUUUGGGGUUAAUUGAAAAAUUAAGUGAAUUUGUGGCUAGAAGAAUAAGGUAAAACUCUCUUUUGUUUGUGUUGAUGUAACUUUUGCAGGGGAUACUUGUGUUACAAGGGACUUGGAACCACGAAAUUCCAUUCCAUCCUUUUCUCUCGCAAUCUCUGAGUCUCUCUUGCUCGCUUAAGCAGAAUCCGCCAUCGAAAGAGGUACUCAAAGAUCUUAAACUUUUGCGUAUCACUGAUAAACAAAACGUAAUCAAAGUUCUAACAGUUUGCUUAGUUUUAUACUUACUUAUACCUCUUCGUAGACUUAUAUGGAUUUUGUUUUGUUCUAUAAAGAUUAUUACCCUCUUCGUAGACUCAUUUCUAUCCAAUUAAAAAUAUUUUAAGAAUUCCACUUUUUUAUUCAAAUUAUUAGAGCCUAAUUUAAACCCAUUUAUACAUUCUCAAUUAAAUCUUUAAACCUUUCCACACCUUAAUAUUUUGUUCAAAACAUAUUCACUAUCAGUAAUAUGUGUAAUUAUUACAUAUUUUAUUAAAACUUUUACAUCUUUAAUUUUCUAAGGCUUUAGGUAUAGGGUACAAGAGAAAUAGGGUACAUGAGAUCAUGGUUAUUAGGAAUUAAGAGGUAUUUGAGAUAAAAGGGUACUUGAGAUUUAGGUUUAUGGGAUUAAGGAUACAUGGGAUUAGAGGAUAUUUGAGAUUAAGGAUAUUUGAGACAAGGGUUUGAAGUAUUUGAGAAUAAGGGGCAUUUGAGAUUAAGGAGUAGUUGAGAUUAUGAGCAUUUGAGAUUAGGGGCAUAUGAGAUCAAGGGGUAUUUGAGAUUAAGGAUAUUUGAGAUUAAGGGUUUGGGGUAUUUGAGAAUAAGGGGUAUUUGAGAUUAAGGGGUAGUUGAGAUUAUGAGCAUUUGAGAUUAAGGGCAUAUGAGAUCAAAGGAUAUUUUAGAUUAAGGGGUAUUUGAGAUUAAGAGCAUAUAAAGGGUAUUUUAGAUUAAGGGGCAUUUGAGAUUGAAUAGUAUUUUAGAUUAAAGGGUAAUUGAGAUUAAGGGGCAUUUGAGAUUGAAUAGUAUUUUAGAUUAAAGGGUAAUUGAGAUUAGGGGUAUUUGAGAUUAAUGGGUAUUUAAGAUUAGGGGCAUUUUAGAUUAAGGGGCAUUUGAGACUAGGGGUAUUUGAGAUUAAAGGGGUAUUUGAGAAUAUGGGUAUUUGACAUUAAAGGGUAUUUGAGAAUAUGGGUAUUUGAGAUUAAAGGGGUAUUUGAGAAUAGGGAUAUUUGAGAUUAAAUGGUAUUUGAGAAUAGGGGUAUUUGAGAUUAAGGGGUAUUUGAGAAUAGGGGUAUUUGAGAUUAAAGGGUAUUUGAGAUUAAAGGGGUAUUUGAGAUUAAAGGGUAUUUGAGAAUAAGAGUAUUUGAUAAUAGGGGUAUUAGAGAAUAGGGGUAUUAGAGAAUAGGGGUAUUUGAGAUUAUAGGGGUAUUUGAGAAUAUGGGUAUUUGAGAUUAAAGGGUAUUUGAGAUUAAAGGGUAUUUGAGAAUAGGGGUAUUUGAGAAUAGGGGUAUUUGAGAAUAGGGGUAUUUGAGAUUAAAGGGUAUUUGAGAAUAAGGGUAUUUGAGAUUAAAGGGUAUUUGAGAAUAGGGGUAUUUGAGAA